This is a messenger RNA of Protopolystoma xenopodis, 297 nucleotides long. NCBI's taxonomy places the organism in Eukaryota, Metazoa, Platyhelminthes, Monogenea, Polystomatidea, Polystomatidae. The record is from the annotation of a GenBank genome assembly.
AUGUCCUCCGCUCCGGUCCACCCCUCUGAAUUCGGUGAGGAGUCAUCUUCUCCAGCCGUCUUAGUCCCCAAACCAGCUCUCUUCCCUGGGAAAUUGGCCCGCUUACUUCCACAGCAGCCUCCACCCAAGCCGGGCCUCGUGAGAAUAGGAUGGCUGCAGAAAUACUCAAAACGAGGCUACCAGCCCAGACUGGCUCUUCUGCUGGCAGACCGAUUUGUCUACGCCAGCCGAGUGGCCAGCUCGCCGACUCUUUUUCUUAAGGUUGAAACUGUAGAAAUUUAUCCUAAGUUGCCCUAA